AGUGAUAUUCGAAGUCAGUGAGGAGUGAGAGGAUCAAUUACGAUUGAAUGCUCGUGCGCCACCGAACGGACGGAAAAGAGGCAUUCAGAUUUGACAAAAAUUACCCCGAGCCUUUCGUCGGAGGGAAUUCCUCAAUUUCGAUUUCCACCGCGCAGAGACUCAAAGAGCCAUGGACGACGAACUUCGACGCAGGCAGAUCGAGGAAGAGAUGACUCGCUUCGAGCUGGAGAUGUCUCAAGUCCAGCAAGCCUUGCAACCGCCGCCAGCUCCGCCGGCAGUGAUGUUCAUUCCCCCUCAAAUGCAUCGCGCAGCUCCCAUUCGACCUCCUCCUAUUCCUCCGAUGAUGAUGCCGAGACCGCCAAUGCCGAUGCACCCCAUGUCAAUGAGCCAUUCGCACCAUCCAAGUCCUUCCACGAUCUCCGCGCCUCCAGUGAAGGUCUACAGUGCGCCUCCGAAGAAAGCCAAGGAUCUCGCCAACGAUGAGAUCAUGAAAGCUCUCAAGAAGGCUGAAGCGGAGCUCAAGGAAGCGAAGAAGAACAAGAUUGUGCCCGCCGAGACGGUGGUCGUCUCUACUCAGAAAGUACCAACCACAUUACCCGUUCCGGCGGCGACAUCGCAGCCCUCCACGUCGCCGGCAGUCCGGGAGGAGAAGAAGCCUAAAAAGCUUAUCCGGAUGGCUGGACAGCAAGUUUGGGAAGACAAUUCGCUAGUGGAAUGGGAUCCCGAUGAUUUCCGUAUCUUCUGCGGUGAUUUAGGUAAUGACGUGACGGACGAAAUGCUCACGAGAGUAUUCUCAAAAUAUCCAACCUUCACUAAAGCGAAAGUCAUCCGGGACAAACGAACCAACAAGAGCAAAGGUUACGGAUUCGUCAGUUUCAAGGAGCCCCAAGGUUUCAUCAAAGCGAUGCGCGAACUCAAUGGAAAAUAUGUGGGCAGUCGACCGAUCAAGUUGCGGAAGAGCACAUGGAACGAGCGUAACAUGGAUGUGGUGAAGAAGAAGGUCAAGGAGAAACAGAAACUAGGCCUGCUUUGA
Molecule: messenger RNA, 1033 nt
Organism: Galendromus occidentalis (western predatory mite)
Lineage: Eukaryota; Metazoa; Arthropoda; Arachnida; Mesostigmata; Phytoseiidae
Product: RNA-binding protein 42
Exons: 3
Coding region: 170-1033 (287 amino acids)
Molecular function (GO): mRNA binding
Source: RefSeq, a predicted model, not a curated record